Messenger RNA from Mercenaria mercenaria, 2466 nucleotides. RefSeq lists its product as uncharacterized. The record is from RefSeq and is a predicted model, not a curated record. NCBI's taxonomy places the organism in Eukaryota, Metazoa, Mollusca, Bivalvia, Venerida, Veneridae. The transcript has 12 exons. The coding region runs from base 64 to 1506 and encodes 480 amino acids.
UCGAACUUCCGGUAGUAACAUGACAAACAACAACAACAACAAAAAUAAAUUUUAAACACAAAAAUGGGGCAACAUCAUUCGCACAGCUCAAGUUCGAGUCCUGAAAAUGUUCCAGAUAUAUCUACACGAAGAAGGUCAUCCACAAAAAUCCCUUCGACAGCGUAUGUCCCAGCUCUCGAGAAACUUUUUCAGAAGCUUGAGUUGACAGCAGAGAGUGAUAAUGGACAUCCAGGGGAAUUGACUAGAACUACUUUUGAAAAUGUCUUCCACGGUCCAUUACAACUGUUUGGGAAAUUGCUGUACAGACAGAUGGUAACCGUUGGACACCAUAGUAGUGAUAAGAUCAAGGAGCGUAUCACAUGUGAACAGUUUGUGAAAGCUGGGCGAGAAAUAUUGAAAAUGUUUGACGAAACAGACCAACAUAAGUACUACUUCAAAUUGUUUGCGGAAGGGAAGGAUCACUUAACACAAGAUGAGACUCUAAAGAUGAUAAAUAUAGCAUAUGCCCUGACACUGUCAUCAUCCAUGAUUCCGUAUGUGAAGGGUCCAAAAGAUGAGAAAGUGUUUGAGUCAGUUGUACAGAGUAUGUUUGGUAUGAAGACAGAGAUAAAAUAUCAUGAGAUGGAGAAAUGGAUGGAGAAUCAUUGUCCACAUAUGUUCUGUGGUGUCCACAACUGGGUCUACACUAUAUUGACUGGCUCAAAGAUGCCCACAGAACUGGAAGCAGCACCAGUGCCGAUGUUAGAUAAGUUCACAGAAGGAAAACACUGUAUGACUAUGGGUAUGCUAUGGAUGUUAACAGCAACAUUACCGUACAAGUACACACACACAGAGCAAGAACCUGAUGCUGGUCAUCGGGUGUCAACCACUAAAAAUCCUUUGUUGACUUCAUAUCAGUUUCUCAUGAAACUUGCAAGAUUAAGUAGAUGUCAAAGUUGGACAACCUUGUAUGAUAGUGAUGACCAUGGUUUAUCAAUGAACAGAUUUACACAUCAUAUAACCUCCUAUAAAGAUCCAACAGUGACGUUGAUAUCAUUUGAGGGUAGAAAUAUAUAUUGUGUAGCCCAGGAUGCGCCUUGGAGAGAAGGGUCACAAAAACUAGGUGGUGAUGAUGCACAGCUCAUACAGAUCACACCUGUAUACAGGGUCGUUAAAGCUAAAGGUCCAAUGGUUUUAUGGAACAUGUCAGAUAGAAACUUACCUCAGGGGAUCUAUAUUGGUCACACAGGGAAGAGUAAUGUGGUAGGAAUACCUGCAGACUUCAGUACAUUACAGCAUUAUGGUGUUGACUGUGAACUGCAUAGAGUAGAGAUGUGGGGAUGUGGAGGAGUAGAAUCAUAUCAGGCACAACAAAAACAGAAAGUGUGGGAGAGAAAAGAAGUGGAAAAACACCGUUCUAGAAAGCUUCAUUUAGACACAAACUGGGAUGAAAAUCCUGAUAAACAGUUGUUAUCAUGGGGCGGUAUAGAGACGAAUCACCAGUAUAGCAGAAAUGGUGGUAUGUAAAGACGUCUCUCACGUCACACAAGAGGACAAGACUAAGUCUGCAAUCUUCAAAAUCAGUAGUUUACAAAGCUGUGAUUUUAGACACUUUUUUUCAAACUACACCAGACGUUUGUUAGAAUAUUGUGCUAAAAAUGGGGAAAAGGUGAAGUGCAAAGAAAUCCAUAUGUGAACUGUCAUUAAAACGCGCCUUUUUGAAGAGUGAUGUUUCAUGGUGGUUCAUGGAGACUUUACAGCUACAUAAUUAUGCAAACAGUAAAAUUAUUUUAUAAUAUAUUUUGGUUACAACAUUUCACAUCCAAUAAAUCCUAAAUUUGCUCAACAAUAUUUUGGGGUUACAACAUUUUACCUCCACUUAAAUCCCUAAAUUUGUUUAACCUUUUUUCUUGUCUGAAGCAUGCAAACAACAGCACUGUUUUCUUCUGAUCAAUUGUAAUACUGUACUCCAUAGUCAGUACAUAGUGUAGUACUGUACACCAUAGUCAUUAGGGUAUAAUCCUGUACCACAUAGUCAAUACACAGUGUGAUAUGGUACCUCGUAGUCAGCACACAGUGCAUUACUUACACCAUAGUCAGUACACAUUGUAAUACUGUACCCCAUAGUCAGUACACAGUGUAAUACUGUACUCUUUAAUCAGUACACAGUGUGAUACUGUACCCUUUGGUCAGUACACAGUGUAAUACUGUACUCUUUAGUCAAUACACAGCAUAAUACUGUACUGUAGUCAGUACACAGUGUAAUACUGUACUUAAGUCAGUACACAGUGCAUUACUGUACCCCAUAGUCAGUACACAGUGUAAUACUGUACUCUUUAGUCAGUACACAGUUACAGUGCUAACUAGUAUCAACUUUGAUCCAUUGGUUCAGGUACAUAUAAUAGCUCAUUAAUGAUUUGAAAUCCUACAAUACUUUGGACUGAGUUUGUACAGUCCAGUUUAGAUUUGGCAGUUCUUAAACUAAAA